GACCGAACGGGGAGUGACAGACGCCUGAACCAGACAGGGAUUUAAUCAAGGAAACUAACUGUGUAAAGAAAUUAAUUGUGUGCGCCUGUCUUCCUCUACGUUGGUGCUUUUGCGGACAGAUCCAUACAGGAAAUCAAUGAAGGAGAGAAGAUCUUGCCAAAAGCCAUCACUGAAAUCCGGGAUGGAUAGCUCACAGAGUGUGAAAUGCAAGAUAGUGGUCGUAGGGGAUAGCCAGUGUGGCAAGACGGCUCUACUUCACGUGUUCGCCAAGGACUGCUUUCCAGAGAACUAUGUCCCGACGGUGUUUGAGAAUUACACGGCCAGUUUUGAAAUCGACACGCAAAGGAUUGAACUGAGCCUGUGGGAUACUUCAGGUUCUCCGUACUAUGACAACGUGAGGCCUCUCUCGUACCCCGACUCCGACGCUGUCCUCAUCUGUUUCGAUAUCAGCAGACCAGAGACGCUGGACAGUGUGCUCAAAAAGUGGAAAGGAGAGAUCCAGGAGUUCUGCCCUAACACAAAGAUGCUCCUUGUGGGCUGCAAGUCGGACCUGCGGACGGACCUCACCACGCUCGUGGAGCUGUCCAAUCACAGGCAAACGCCAGUGUCAUAUGACCAGGGUUCCAACAUGGCCAAGCAGAUCUCGGCGCCCUACAUUGAGUGUUCCGCCCUGCAGUCGGAGAACAGCGUGCGGGACAUUUUCCACGUGGCCACCUUGGCCUGCGUCAACAAGAACAGCAAGAACGUCAAGCGGAACAAAUCCUCCCGGGCCACCAAGCGGAUUUCCCACAUGCCGAGCCGCCCGGAUCUCUCCGCCGUGAGCUCUGACCUCCGCAAAGACAAAGCCAAGAGCUGCUCGGUCAUGUGAGCGCCGUGCGACGGCGGCUCGCUUGGCCUGGACUCGGCCAGCGGCAGUGGCAGAGGGAAAGGGCUUUAACGCGCUGGAGAGGAGCGGAGUGGAUGUGGGGGAGGGGUGGGGGCAAGGUGGGGGGCGGUGGCGUAGCAUAGAAUGAGGCCCCUCUUCUCCUCCACUCAGAAGGCAGGUGGGAGCUGUUGCGUUUGCUUGUCAGCUAGCGCAGAGGGGUGGAGGAACCGUGUGCACUUUAGGACAAUUUUUUUUUGCUGAACUCUGAACUCCAGACAAUGGAGGAUUUGUAAUGACGCAACGCAACGUGCCCAGGUAGCAGGAGUGCAGAGUGCCAAGGGGGAAGAUGUACAGAGGAUAAAAAAGACAAAACAAAAUGAAAUGAACAGAUAAACAAAAGAUUUGUGAAACUCCACCCUUGCCUCUCUCCCCAAGUCCUCCUAACACUCGUGGAGGAGGUGGUCCUCUGCUGAGGUCAUGCAUGGGGGGUGACAGAGGGGCUACUCUCCUCCUGGAAGUGACCCAGUUUCCUGUCCGAGCUCUGGACAGGAAGUCCUGAAGGCCUCCUGUGGCCGCCUCGGGAAGUGAGGCGAGCAGGAGGGAAGGGGAUGAGGUGUUUCCAUGGAAACUCUACACUCUCUUUCUUUCGCCGCCUUCAGAUGAGUCCAAAAAAAACUUGGAGGAUAAAAGAAACAUCUGUCAUCAUCCCCAAUCCCUCCUCCUGCC
Messenger RNA from Alosa alosa (allis shad), 1591 nucleotides. RefSeq names its product Rho family GTPase 3a (gene rnd3a). The record is from RefSeq and is a predicted model, not a curated record. The transcript is spliced from 5 exons. Bases 137 to 868 code for a protein of 243 amino acids. Gene Ontology annotation, molecular function: GTP binding; GTPase activity. Gene Ontology annotation, biological process: small GTPase-mediated signal transduction. Lineage: Eukaryota; Metazoa; Chordata; Actinopteri; Clupeiformes; Clupeidae.